Molecule: messenger RNA, 345 nt
Organism: Pelobates cultripes (western spadefoot toad)
Lineage: Eukaryota; Metazoa; Chordata; Amphibia; Anura; Pelobatidae
Source: the annotation of a GenBank genome assembly
AUGGCUGCCGCUCAGAAAUCUGCUCCUCCUCAUGCCCACGUGGCCCAAUUACUCUUUGAGGAAAAGCUGAGCAUGGCUUUUGAUCGCCUAUGGGACAAAUUGGGCUGGCCUGAACCAUCACACACAAAAGCCUAUACAGACCCUGGCCCCUGGCACUAUACCAGUCCAAAUGCGGCAACCAUGGAGUGGGAGACCGAAGCGGAUCCAUCAGGGGUCAUAACUUCACACACAAAUCACAUCCUCAGCAGGCGCUCGGCCCACAUAAGAGGCUGCCAGCUGGGAGAGGAUCGGGACCAUGUGUUCUGGUUGCUGGAUUGGACUGGGACUGUGGGUCUGGUGUUCUAG